UUAAAGUUUUCACAGUCAACAUUGGUGAUGAAAUGAUCAAGAUCCGUUCUAACGUGAACUUGCUCAUUAGUACACCUGUAAUUUAUUCAGUUUGCAAUCAGUUCCAUCACAACUUCAUCUAAUUAAGACAAUUAAAAAUGGAUAAUGCAACUGAAAGUGCUACUCAACAAAUCAAAACACCUUUGAAAGAGUUAUCUCCCAGUCCUGAAUUUAUCGAACAUCGGUUGAAGCUAUGGGAUGAGUUUAAAUCUAUUUAUUUGGCCGAGUUGGCUACCAAAGAACCUAAAUUGAUUAAAAUCUCCUGUAUUGACAAAGAUGGAAAUUUAAAAACUUUAGAGGGACUUGAAAGCUGGAAGACAACUCCGAUUGAUGUUGCCAAAGUUGGAUCCAAAUCAUGGGUUGAAAGCAUAAUCAUUUCAAAAGUUAAUGGAAAGUUGUGGGAUCUUGAAAGACCAUUAGAGGAAGAUUGUUCAAUUGAGUUAAUCAAAUUUGAUGAUGACACAGGUAAGGCUGUCUUCUGGCAUUCAACUGCCCAUGUUUUGGGAGAAGCCCUGGAAAGAUUAUAUGGAAGUCACCUUUGUUAUGGUCCUCCAAUUGAAAAUGGUUUCUAUUAUGAUAUGUACAUGAUUCAUAAAUCGUGUAAUCAAUGUGGAGAAUCUGGUGACGCGGAAAAAACCUACUCACGCACUCGCUCAUGGAAAGAUUUACCCAUAAAAUUCGCAGACUUUGGUGUUCUCCAUCGAAAUGAAGUCUCUGGAGCUCUCUCAGGAUUGACUCGGGUUAGAAGAUUCCAACAAGAUGAUGCCCAUAUUUUCUGUUCCUAUUCACAAAUUGAAAAAGAAAUUUUGGAAUGUCUACAAUUCAUGCAAGACGUCUACUCAACCCUUGGAUUCACUUUUGAUAUGGUUUUAUCAACCCGUCCUGAUUCUUACAUUGGUGAACUGUCUAUCUGGAAUAAUGCAGAAGAAUCUUUGAAAAAUGCUUUAAAUGCCAGUGGAAAUAAAUGGGGUCUAAAUCCCGGUGAUGGUGCCUUUUACGGACCAAAAAUUGAUAUAACCGUAAAAGAUGCCCUCAAAAGACCUUUCCAAUGUGCUACAAUCCAAUUAGAUUUUCAGCUACCAAUAAGAUUCAAUCUUAGUUAUAUUGGACCCGAUGGGGAAAAACACAAACCAGUAUUCAUCCACAGUUUUGGUUCAGUUGAAAGAUUUAUAGCAAUUUUGACCGAAAACUUUGCUGGAAAAUGGCCUUUCUGGUUAUCACCAAAACAAGCAAUUCUCAUUCCGGUAGCUGAACCAUUUGUUGAAUAUGCUGAAUCAGUUCGCUCGAAACUCUAUUUAGCUGGUUUUGAAGCAGAAAUCGAAGCUGAUCCAGGGCUCAGUCUAAACAAAAAAGUUCGUAACGCCCAGCUUGAUAAAUUCAAUUUUAUCUUGGUUGUUGGUGAAAAGGAAAAAGAAAACGAUUCAGUGAAUAUGCGAACUCGAGAUAAUGUGGUUAGAGGUGAAUUUAAAGUAGACGAUUUGAUUGAGAAAUUCAAACGUUUCAAGGAGCAAAGAUUAUUGAAAGCUGAAGAUGAGUUUUAAAAGUUCUGCAAACAAUAUCAGGGAGUAUCCUCCCUCUAUUUUUGCGCAACCAAAUGAUCAAAAAGUUUAGCGAGUAAGCUGGUUCAAAAGAGAUCAAAAUGGAGAAAAAAGAUCAACAAUCAAUCAAAGUGGCAGUAUAGAUUGAAGUUGAAAAAACGGUAAAACGGAAAAAAUGGAAAAUGCUUCAAAAAAUAAACAUUCAAUCAUUUGUAACCUUUGUGAAAACAGAUUGAUUUGAGUUAAAUUUAAAUCAGGGUGAUAACAUUGGCUCCAAGUUUAAAUAAUGAUGAGAUUAAUAAUCGGAUGAACCUUAAGUGACAAGUCUCUGCACAACAUUAUGAUUGAAAACAUUUGAAGCGCCAUUGACCGAAAAGACUCAUUUUGCACGUGGAUUACAAGGGGACUCUAGUUAAUUUUAUUGUAAAUGUAAGAUAUUUCUAUUGAUUGAGAUCUUUUAUAACUGUGAAAUUAAUUAAGCAAUGAAAGUUUAUAAGUUAUCAAUAUUUUAAAGGAUUAAACUUCUCAUCUGGUUUCA
Tetranychus urticae (two-spotted spider mite) is the source of this 2115-nucleotide messenger RNA. Lineage: Eukaryota; Metazoa; Arthropoda; Arachnida; Trombidiformes; Tetranychidae. The record is from RefSeq and is a predicted model, not a curated record.